AUGUCUACCCUGGAACGGUUGGACCUUUACGAGAAAGUCCAGGCGUUGGCUACCCACCCGGCUUUGAAACCAAACGAACGGGGCCACAUUCAAGCCCUCCUCAACGAUAUCAAGGCAGAUUACGAGAAUUCUGAUGACAAGGAUAUGGGUCGUCCAGAGGUCACUGACAUCCGAAGGUCACCUGAAACCCCUGUUGGUGAGGAGCACACCCAAACUGCUGUGCAGUCAAGUGCUCUUCCAGGUGCCCAAUCCUCGGCUCAAACCACUGGUACAGAGACUCACCCGGCCUCAGACUCCCACCCGGCAAAAGACGUCCGAACCCCUAAUCAAUCACCCACGUGUGCCCCAAGGAAGGGUGAAUUUUUCAUCCUCCCAAAUCCUAUUGGCGCACCUCGAACAACCUGCCCCACCUUCAGCCAAUUCUCAAUACUCUCAACACGACGGGAGGGAGGAGUUUCCUCACGCAAACUGGGAUUGAGUUUCUAG
This is a messenger RNA of Puccinia graminis f. sp. tritici CRL 75-36-700-3, 486 nucleotides long. RefSeq lists its product as uncharacterized. The transcript is spliced from 3 exons. The coding region runs from base 1 to 486 and encodes 161 amino acids. NCBI's taxonomy places the organism in Eukaryota, Fungi, Basidiomycota, Pucciniomycetes, Pucciniales, Pucciniaceae. The record is from RefSeq and is a predicted model, not a curated record.